CGCAGUGCAUUCGGAUCAUCAUCUCAUCCAUACGACAGUGAAGACUACGGCAACUACUACUACACCCAAUAUCAAGCUUUCUGCGGACCCAAUCCAAAUCCUGACCUACAUAUUAUCUUGGUACUUUUGAUUAAAAUUUCACAAUGCUCCCCUCUUUCCUUCCUUCUGGCACGAAUACGCCAAACUCCGGCCGUCAUAGCCCUGAAAACGCAUCCGAAACCCAAUCAACCAGACAAUCCGCACCGGCCGAGCACCCAGUCACCCCAAUGCCUCCAGUACCAACUGGCGGUCGACGUAAGCGAAUCGUGGUAGCCAUGACUGGAGCCACAGGAUCAAUUCUCGGGAUCAAGGUCCUCAUCGCCCUCCGCCGACUCAAUGUCGAAACACACCUCGUCAUCAGCAAAUGGGCCGAAGCAACCAUAAAAUACGAAACAGACUAUCACCCGCGGAAUGUGCGCGCCCUGGCAGACUAUGUCCACAGUAUUAACGACAUGGCUGCGCCCGUAUCCAGCGGCUCCUUCAAGACCGACGGCAUGAUCGUUGUCCCCUGCUCCAUGAAGACCCUGGCCGCCAUCAACUCCGGCUUCUGCGAGGAUCUGAUCUCCCGGACUGCAGAUGUCAUGCUGAAGGAGCGCCGAAAGCUGGUCCUUGUUGCCAGAGAAACCCCCCUGAGUGACAUCCAUCUUCGCAAUAUGCUUUCUGUAUCUCAGGCUGGCGCUAUCAUCUUCCCGCCUGUACCGGCUUACUAUAUCAAGGCGGCGUCUGUGGAUGAACUUGUGGAUCAGAGUGUUGGUCGCAUGCUGGAUCUGUUUGAUCUGGAUACGGCCGACUUUGCUAGGUGGGAGGGCUGGCAAAAGGACAACUGAAACUGGCAAACGCAGUAUCGCUUAUACUUCGCCACAAACGCCUAAGUGCACAUCGAUGGCGCUUGUUUUCGACUUGGCAAAUCACCAUACCUGGCUUAAUUUUAGGCGCAAAAGGGAAGGCACAGAAUGGCAUUGUGUUACAUUGUACGAUUGGGAAGGAUUGUUAUUUGGAAGCAUGAAGGCGUUAUUGGGGCUAAGCGUUCUAUAGUUUAUUUUUUAUUUAUAAAAAUGAGAUCCAUCAUCCGCA
Molecule: messenger RNA, 1113 nt
Organism: Aspergillus pseudonomiae
Lineage: Eukaryota; Fungi; Ascomycota; Eurotiomycetes; Eurotiales; Aspergillaceae
Product: UbiX family flavin prenyltransferase
Exons: 1
Coding region: 144-866 (240 amino acids)
Molecular function (GO): carboxy-lyase activity
Source: RefSeq, a predicted model, not a curated record